AUGUUUUAUUAGUUUGUGGUUACAUUUGGAAGCGAAAGAUGGCUUUAUUAAUUUUGAUAACGUUAAUUUUUUUGCCUCAAAUACAUUGCCUUACUAACAAAGAGGCCACUGAAUAUUUACAUCAUUAUAAGCACAUAAAAAGUGCUAACCCAUCUCCAAGUGAAUUUACUGAAGGAAUGAAAGAUUUCCAAAAUUAUGCUCAAAUCCCAGUUACAGGUGUUCUUGAUGCUGAUACAAAAGAAAUGAUGAAAGCUGGGAGAUGUUUUAAUCCAAACCCUGAAGAUGCAGAUUCUGAAAAUCGAGUUAGAAGAUAUGAAUUAUACAAAUAUCUUUGGAAUCGAAAAAAAUUAACUUACAAUAUGAAAUAUCCCACCAAUGUUACCAGCUCGAUUAUAGAUGAUGGUUUAAAACGAGCUUUUGAAAUGUGGUCGAGACAUUCAGGAAUACAAUUUGUAAAAUCAGAUCGAAUGACUUCUCAUUUAAAAAUGGACUUCAAUUAUAUUGAUGAAAUGUCAACACUUGGUUAUGCUUAUUAUCCACCUGUUGGAAAAAUAGUUUUUACCAGCCGAAGACUAUGGAGCAAUAACAACCUUCCUGGACAUAGUAAUUUUUAUCAAGUUGCUUUACACGAAAUCGGUCAUGCUUUGGGGUUGCGCCAUUCCGAUACAAAAGCUGCAAUUAUGUUUCCUAUUCUACAUAAAUAUUAUCCGGAACUUCAUUCAGAUGAUAUUACUGGUAUAAAAGCUUUAUAUCAAUAAAAUAAAAUAAAAAAUGAAAAAAUAA
Molecule: messenger RNA, 783 nt
Organism: Onthophagus taurus
Lineage: Eukaryota; Metazoa; Arthropoda; Insecta; Coleoptera; Scarabaeidae
Product: matrix metalloproteinase-19-like
Biological process (GO): proteolysis; collagen catabolic process; extracellular matrix organization
Cellular component (GO): extracellular matrix
Molecular function (GO): zinc ion binding; metalloendopeptidase activity
Source: RefSeq, a predicted model, not a curated record